Pipistrellus nathusii (Nathusius's pipistrelle) is the source of this 987-nucleotide messenger RNA. NCBI's taxonomy places the organism in Eukaryota, Metazoa, Chordata, Mammalia, Chiroptera, Vespertilionidae. The record is from the annotation of a GenBank genome assembly.
AUGCGGCCGGCGCAACUCAUGAAGGUGUUCGUCACCCGCAGGAUCCCCCCCGAGGGCCGGGCACUGCUCGCCGGGGCCGCAGACUGUGAGGUGGAGCAGUGGGAUUCAGAUGAGCCCAUCCCCAGGAAGGAGCUGGAGCGAGGCGUGGCCGGCGCCCACGGCCUGCUGUGCCUCCUCACGGAGCAGGUGGACAGAACGCUCCUGGACGCCGCAGGAGCCAAUCUCAAAGUCAUCAGCACCAUGUCUGUGGGCGUCGACCACUUGGCUUUGGAUGAAAUCAAGAAGCGUGGGAUCCGCGUGGGCUACACCCCAGAUGUCCUGACAGACGCCACCGCCGAGCUCGCCGUCUCCCUGCUGCUCACCACCUGUCGCCGGCUGCCGGAGGCCAUCGCGGAAGUGAAGAAUGGUGGCUGGACGGCGUGGAAGCCGCUGUGGAUGUGUGGCUACGGCCUCACGCAGAGCACCGUCGGCAUCAUCGGGCUGGGGCGCAUAGGCCAGGCCAUUGCUCGGCGACUGAAGCCAUUUGGUGUCCAGAGAUUUCUGUACUCAGGGCGCCAGCCCAGGCCCCAGGAAGCAGCAGAGUUCCAGGCAGAGUUUGUGCCCACCUCCUAUCUGGCUGCUGAGUCCGAUUUCAUCGUUGUGUCCUGCUCCUUAACGCCUGCAACCAAGGGUCUCUGCAACAAGGACUUCUUCCAGCGGAUGAAGAACACAGCUGUGCUUGUCAACAUCAGCAGGGGAGACGUGGUGAACCAGGACGACCUGUACCAGGCCUUGGCCAGUGGCCAGAUUGCAGCUGCUGGACUGGAUGUGACGACCCCGGAACCACUGCCUACGAACCACCCUCUGCUGACCCUGAAGAACUGUGUGAUCCUGCCCCACAUUGGCAGUGCCACCCAUGGAACCCGAAACACCAUGUCCUUGUUGGCAGCCAACAACUUGCUGGCUGGCCUGAGAGGGGAGCCGAUGCCCAGUGAACUCAAACUGUAG